AUGGUCCUCGACAAAGACCUGGACAAAGAUAUGAAACUCAACGUCUCCGAAGACGACGCUCCUCCUUCGUAUCAGUCGGCAGUGGCCGCUGCUGGCCUGUCGAGUUCUGCCACCCCGACAAUAUCGGACGCAAAGGCGUUUCCUCCAUCACCCGGAUUGAAACCCCCCAAAUCUGGACGAGCUGCUGGGGGAUCAGCAUCUCCUAGGAAAUCUGGCUUCUUCCGUGCGGUGUCGUCGAUCUUCGACACUCCGUCAAAGCAAGUCCGCGCCACUACACAAGCGCUCGUGCGUGAUGUUGUACAGCGUGCGCCUGGGGCCCCGGCCCUAUCUCUCGAAGAGGCGGAGGGAGUUCUAGAGAGUUGCGCCGCAGCUUGUGCCGCGAAGAACUUUGACCUGGGCUCAAUCCUUCGCGAGCCAUUCAUCGAACAACACACCGCCAUCUACUGGGCGAUAUUGGCCGGCAACGAACCACUAGCGCGCAUAUUGCUCGAACGCAGCGGCCCCUUGUCAUUCGUCACCGCAGAUGAAGUGCGCUGCGCAUGCACCCUUGCCUCGGACGAUGCUCUAUGGAGGCGUCUACGAUCGUCGUAUCGCGGACUCGAACCCGAGCUCAGCCCGGAACAGGCCCUCAUCCUGAGUGGUGCUCGCGAUGAAGUGACCCUGAGCUCGUCAAGUGGAUCUUUCGUUGCCAGCAUGCGAUUGCCGCACUUUCAAAAGCGCAUGCGCGCCACUGGUCGUGUUUCUGUUGACUGCAUAGCGCAUGGGCGAUUAUUCAGGAUAUCUUUCAUCGUCAAUAAGUCCACUUUCGCGAUGGACCAUAACUUCUCAGAAGGCGCCUGGCUGCUCGGUAUCAGCCUUCAGCCUCCCAGCACACCAACUCCCGUCUACGCCCGCCUCCUUGUAGGUCCUCAGACAUCAGCAGCGACCAGAGAUAAGAGGCCUGGAGGCACCGCUUCGGUCAAGCAGAAGCCUCUGAAUCUAUCGAUCAGCACGAGCACGAGAGGCAGUGAGCAAGAGCUCGCGGUAGCGCCUCGCUGGGGUCAUGAAGUUCGCGCAGAGCUGCCAAACGGUGUACUUCAAGAUGACGGGUCCAUCUACAUAGAUGAGGAGGGAACCCUUCGAGCGGGACUUGAGACUCAGUUACAGAAGCCUGCUUCGGAAAACGACUGUAUCAUCUGUUGA
Molecule: messenger RNA, 1182 nt
Organism: Peniophora sp. CBMAI 1063
Lineage: Eukaryota; Fungi; Basidiomycota; Agaricomycetes; Russulales; Peniophoraceae
Source: the annotation of a GenBank genome assembly